Messenger RNA from Naumovozyma castellii, 1728 nucleotides. RefSeq names its product Gly-Xaa carboxypeptidase (gene CPS1). The transcript has a single exon. Bases 1 to 1728 code for a protein of 575 amino acids. The record is from RefSeq and is a predicted model, not a curated record. NCBI's taxonomy places the organism in Eukaryota, Fungi, Ascomycota, Saccharomycetes, Saccharomycetales, Saccharomycetaceae.
AUGAUCGGAUUACCUGACAACGACGACUGGUAUUCCACACCCAGGUCCUUCGUGGAAAAAUACAAGAAACCGCUACUUUAUGCUCUCGCAGUCAUAAUCACUUUGGGUACCAUUCUUAUCGUGUUCGCCAUCAUCCAUGCUCACCCUUCCCCCAGGGAACCUCUUUGCCCCAAGAUUGAACCCUUGGUCCCCACCUUUAACCGCUCCAUCGAUACCAUUCUCAACGACCCUACUUACAAGAAACAAUCCAUCCACAGAUUGUCAUCCGCCGUCAAGAUCCCUACUGUGGUCCAGGACAACAAUCCUUCCCCACACGAUGACCCAGAUUUCUACUACCAUUUCCAGGAAUUUCAAGAUUUCCUCAAGCUAACUUUCCCCUUGGUUCAUUCCCAAUUACACUUGCAAAAGGUCAACAAGUUUGGACUCCUAUACACAUGGCAGGGAUCCAACGACACUUUAGCACCUUUGCUGCUAAUGUCCCAUCAGGAUGUGGUCCCAGUCAAUGAAGCUACUUUAUCUGAAUGGGAAUACCCACCUUUCUCCGGUCAUUACGACCCUGAAACUGACUUCAUUUGGGGUCGUGGGUCCAACGACUGUAAGAAUCUAUUGAUUGCUCAAUUGGAAGCCAUUGAACAAUUGUUAGCUGAUGGAUAUGCGGCUCCGGAACGUACCCUUCUAUUGUCACUAGGUUUCGAUGAGGAAGCCAGUGGUAAUCAUGGUGCCAAACACCUUUCAGAAUUCAUUACUAAUAAAUAUGGUAACGACAGUUUGUAUGCUAUCUUGGAUGAAGGUGAAGGUAUCGUGGAAGUCGAUAAGGGUAUCUUUGUUGCCGCUCCAGUAGUCACAGAGAAGGGUUACGUGGAUGUUAUUGUCACUAUUAAUGGACAUGGGGGCCACUCCUCUAUCCCACCUGAUCAUACCACAAUUGGUAUUGCUGCUCAAUUAAUUGCUGCAUUGGAAGAUUCUCCUGCAUCAAAGGCAUUCCAAUUCCAUGAUGAUAACCCUGUGUAUGGAUUCUUGACAUGUACCGCUGAACAUUCUGAAUCCAUUUCCAAGAAAUCACGUAACAUUAUCCUAAACGCAAUUAAGAAAUCAAAGAAAACUUUACAGGCGCUCACUGAUUUCUUAGUAAAUGAUUCUAGAUUGAGAGACUUGAUCAGAACCACCACUGCAAUUGAUAAGAUUCAAGGUGGGGUUAAGGCAAACGCCUUACCUGAGGAUACCUCAUUUUUGAUCAAUCACAGAGUCGAUUUACAUUCCUCAGUGAAUAAGACUCUUCAAUCUGAUAUCGAUUUAAUUAAGGAUAUUGCCAAGAAAUUUAAUUACGGUGUUUCCUUCAUGGGUGAAACUUUAUUGGAAGAAACAGAAUUAGGAUCCAUCGACAUCAUUUUUGAAAGACCUUUGGAACCAGCUCCAUUAUCCCCUCAUAAGGGCCCAGUAUGGGAUAUAUUAACAGGGACUAUUCAAGACGUUUUCCAAAAUGGUGUACUAGAUGAAGAUGAAGACAUUUAUGUUACAACAAGUUUGUUCUCUGGUAACACAGAUACCAAAUAUUAUUGGAAUUUAUCCAAAAAUAUUUACAGAUUUAAUCCUUCUAUUAUUGAUGAAGACUUAGCAAAGACUUUACAUUCUGUUAAUGAACAUGUCGAUGUGCCAGGUCAUUUGUCUGCUGUAGCAUUCAUCUACGAAUAUAUCGUCAACGUCAAUCAAUAUGGGAAUUCUGAUUAG